UACCUCUGAUGUUGGAGGACAUUGGGAGCUGCAGCUCUUGGUAUAUUUUAUGAAUGGAAAAAGGAUAUUUUAGCAACUGAAUUUGCUCCAAUGAUUUAGAUCAUUUAACAUCUUACUGCAAAACCUAUUUGCACUCAAUCUGAUGCUUAUCUGGACAGUUAUAUCCAGUCAUGGUAUUCCAUCCAUUCAAAGUGAAACAAUUGGAAUAAGCUUGGAGUUUUGGGAGAGUUGUGUUUCUCUUUGUACACAUUCUUGUGGUUUCUAUAAAGUUUUCAAUCUUCUGAGAGGUUGAGGUGAGGAUCUCCUCCAAAAGGAUCUCCCAUGCACAUCCAAAAUAUCAAGGUUGCCAAUGAAGGGACUGUAAAUUCUAUGAAGACGAGGGAAGAGUGCAAGGCUUAUGUUGAUGCUUUGAUUAAGGUUAUAGCCUGCUAUAGGCACCUGGCGACCAGUGUUGGGGGAUCCUCAGAUUGCUCCAACCUGAGAGAUGAGCUCAAGAGGACACGUGAAAAAGCCCAGGAUUUGGCAGUGGCCAACAGGAAUAAGCUGACUCUCUGUCUCCGGGACAAGAACUUGCCCAAAGAUGACCAGGUCGAGAUGGAGCGCCUUUGGGUGUCUUUUUCCUCCAGUCUGGAGCUCUUCCAUGCCGACAUGUGCAAGGUCUUCGAAAUGGGACAAAGCUUUAGUUUCUCUUCCCAGAACAAUCUUUUUGUCCAGACUGGAAUGUCAGGUGCCACAUCAGACAUAGCAGCCAGGGCACUGAGUGUUCAGAACAUCAACUAUGAUGAAACGGUGUCAAGCAUGGACAGGUUGGAGCAGAAAGACCUAGAGGAACAGAUUGACAAAGUGGACAAGAUGAUCUAUGACAUAGAGAUGAAAGUGAAUGUCCUCCGUUGGACCGUGGAGGCCAAAGCACCGAUGUACACUGACCCCCUGAGCAAUGACACCUCCUCUGUGGCUAUGCUUUCCUUGGAGGAUGACGACAACGACCAGUGCUGUGACCGAGGCCAGGUUAUUGUGUCAGUGAUUCUCUGUGGCAUUGCCAUGGUUGCAGUGGUGCUGUCUGUUUGCGUGGUGUACCUUGCAUGAGCAUCCGCAGUCCCAUGAAAUUUUCCACCAAAUAGAUGGCAAACCAGGGUCAACAAUGUGUUAACUUGCUUGGAUAACUUACAGCAAGGCUCAAAAGAAGGAUUCUGGCAACUUUAGACUAUAAUUGAACUCUUUAACUAAACUAAAUGUUAGAUGAAGUGGGGAAGUUGUGGUCCUUUUGGCGCAGCUGUUACUAAGUAGAGGGUUUAGGCAACUUUAUUAUUUUGAACAGCAUAGUUAUUAAAAAGUAAGUAUUUAUUGCAAGAAAAUAAUUAGAAAGAUAGAUAGUUAGCAUUUUGAUCCAAGAGCUCUUGGAACUUGUCUGAACAGACUCAACAUUUAUAUGCACUCUAUUUUCUGUUAUGCCAUUCUAUGUACUGAAAUGUUCCCUGUUAAUUUGUUAUCAUACACACGUUACAGUACCUGUCAGUAUUCUUAUUCUGGUGAAAACAGCAAUUGUAGUGUGCAUCUACUUUCUGUUUGUCUUCAAGUGUGUUUCCCAAAGACAUUGUGACAAUUCAGAUUGUCAAUGAUUAACAAUAUUGGUUUGGUGUUCAUUUCAUGGUGUUGGAGUGUGUUGUAAACUUCCAUAUUUGUCUAACUCUUGAGCUCAAGUAGAAAUUCAAGAAACUCACCUCAAGUUUAAUUGUAAAAAUUGUGUUUGACAGGUUAAAGAUGCUUAUGGGGAAACAAUUUCUAGAUUAAUCUGUAUUUGCCCUCACUACCACAUUGCUAAACAAUGCAAAAAUCACACCCAAAGGAUUUCUGGCUCCUUUACAUGUGGCCAUCCCCAAUUAGCACCAAUUACCUAACUGGCCACACCUGUGAUUGCUGGCAGGGAGAGAUUUAACCCCAUGCCUGCCAACCUCACAUUCCCACAUACACACUAUUUACAGCAGAAGGGCUUCUGCCCUGCGACAACGCCAUCUUUGAAUCCUGGACUUUGUGUGCAGAUUUGACAGUUGGGUUUGUUUCAAGCCCCUAAACAAUAAUAAACCAUGAGGCCUGCACUUAAAAACAAAUCAUUGCUACUACAUUAAAAAAAACAACCUUAAAACAUGUUGUUUACUUUCUUUAGCUUUUUUUCUCAGAUACCUGAAUAAUUCUAGACAUUUUUGCUUGUGAUGGUGUAUAAUACUCAGUAAUUUGAUAUUACUUAAUUUUACCGGUUAACCUUAACUGUUAUUAUAACUUUAAUUACUCUGUAAUUUAAUUACUGUUCAUCUUCAUCAGGCUACUACAAAGAGUAAUCAAAUCAUCUACAAGUACUGAUAUAUCUACCAAGUGUCAUUAAAACUAUUUAGGAUAUUGUGCGAAAAAAGACAUUUAACAGUAUUGUAAUGAUCUCGGUUUGCGCAGGCAGGGAUUUCUCACAAGCGGAGGUGGGAAGCGAAUCCGGGAUCUCCGGCACUGAAGCAUAGCGCUGAUACCGCUGUACAAAAGAGCCGGUGUUACAGGCUAAUUCUCACCCAGGUGAGUUCUGUCCUAGGCUAAUCCUCACCCUGUCAGGCCAAUUCUCACCCCAGUACCCUUCUGGGAGGGUGAACAUUAGCCCGGGCCAAGUCUCACCCCAGUACUCUGUACAUAGCCAUAAUCAUUUUCAUUGCAUGAUAACUAAUCUAAGCUAAUCAGCAGUAGGACAUAUAUUUGUAAAUGUACUGUAUAUAAAGUUCAAGUGGCAAUGAGUUCUUUUAGCAUGUCAAACCACUGAUACCUAUCAUCAGCAAAUACCCCUGUCUAAACAACCCACUCCCUUACAGAAUUUGCCCAGGCAUAAUGUUUUUAUUUAAUAGAAUACAAAGAAAUCAUCAGUCAAGUAACCUCAACAAUCACCCCUUGCCACUUUAAUAAUGCUGGUGUAAGAAGCAAUGUUUUCUGUAAUUGUUCUAGACACUUAACAAACUGAUCAAAAGACACAAUGUACAGACUAUGACUGUUCUUUUAACAUGUUAUAGUAAUGUUGUUUGAGAAGUGAAAUAAAAUGUGUAAUGACUAAA
Messenger RNA from Acipenser ruthenus (sterlet), 3083 nucleotides. Its product is annotated as regulator of G-protein signaling 9-binding protein C-like. NCBI's taxonomy places the organism in Eukaryota, Metazoa, Chordata, Actinopteri, Acipenseriformes, Acipenseridae. Bases 322 to 1086 code for a protein of 254 amino acids. The transcript is spliced from 3 exons. The record is from RefSeq and is a predicted model, not a curated record. Gene Ontology annotation, cellular component: neuron projection. Gene Ontology annotation, biological process: G protein-coupled receptor signaling pathway.